Molecule: messenger RNA, 339 nt
Organism: Tinamus guttatus (white-throated tinamou)
Lineage: Eukaryota; Metazoa; Chordata; Aves; Tinamiformes; Tinamidae
Source: RefSeq, a predicted model, not a curated record
UUUCAGUAUACCUCAGCUCUCACCUAUGAUGCUGUUCAAGUGAUGACAGAAGCUUUCCGUAAUUUGCGUAAACAGAGGAUUGAGAUCUCCAGAAGAGGAAAUGCUGGAGAUUGUCUUGCAAAUCCAGCUGUGCCCUGGGGUCAUGGUGUAGAAAUAGAAAGGGCAUUGAAACAGGUUCAGGUGGAAGGUCUGUCAGGGAAUAUAAAGUUUGAUCAGAACGGAAAGAGAAUCAAUUUUACAAUAAACGUCAUGGAGCUCAAAAGUACAGGUCCUCGGAAGGUAAUUCGAAUUCUGUUCUUAAGGGUUUUACCAUGCUAAGCAACGUUUUAAGGUAGGUAA